This is a messenger RNA of Neoarius graeffei (lesser salmon catfish), 1841 nucleotides long. It is a transcript of the gene wdr5, whose product is annotated as WD repeat domain 5. Bases 235 to 1239 code for a protein of 334 amino acids. NCBI's taxonomy places the organism in Eukaryota, Metazoa, Chordata, Actinopteri, Siluriformes, Ariidae. The transcript has 14 exons. Gene Ontology annotation, molecular function: histone binding. The record is from RefSeq and is a predicted model, not a curated record. Gene Ontology annotation, cellular component: Set1C/COMPASS complex.
UCCACGCCACAUUUCCCCGCCUGGACUCCCUCCAUGAAACCCUGCACAGUUCAGCACUGAUUCAAUGUAAACACAAAAACGUGGUGUUUUCACACAUACUGCCUGUAUUUAUUUCUGGAUAAACGCUUUUGGUCCACUUGGAGAUUGAAAAAACGCGUCACUCGCCGACAGAGUUGGAGGUCCGGCUGAGGUGGAAGCUGCGUCUCGAACCCCAGUUCCUGCUCCUCACUCACAAUGGCCAGUGAAGAGAAGAAACCAGAGACCGAAGCGACGAAAACGCCGACAGCCUCCGCUGCUUCGGCCAGCCAGAGUAAAUCCGCACCUGCGAAGCCGAACUACACACUGAAGUUCACUCUCGCGGGCCACACAAAGGCGGUCUCCUCGGUCAAGUUCAGUCCCAGUGGCGAAUGGCUUGCCAGCUCGUCUGCUGAUAAACUUAUCAAAAUAUGGGGUGCGUAUGAUGGGAAGUUUGAGAAGACGAUAUCCGGACACAAACUUGGGAUCUCAGAUGUGGCCUGGUCCUCGGAUUCUAACCUCCUGGUCUCAGCGUCCGAUGACAAAACCCUGAAAAUCUGGGACGUCAGCUCUGGAAAAUGUCUGAAAACCUUGAAGGGCCACAGCAACUAUGUGUUCUGCUGUAAUUUCAACCCUCAGUCCAACCUCAUUGUCUCUGGAUCAUUUGACGAGAGCGUUCGGAUAUGGGACGUAAAGACGGGGAAGUGUCUGAAAACAUUGCCGGCUCAUUCGGACCCGGUCUCUGCAGUCCAUUUUAACAGAGAUGGCUCUCUGAUCGUGUCCAGCAGCUACGAUGGCCUGUGCCGUAUUUGGGAUACAGCAUCAGGCCAGUGCCUUAAAACGCUCAUUGAUGACGAUAACCCCCCUGUGUCCUUUGUAAAGUUUUCCCCCAAUGGCAAAUACAUUCUGGCUGCCACGCUGGAUAACACUCUGAAGCUUUGGGACUACAGCAAAGGAAAGUGCUUGAAAACGUACACCUGUCACAAAAAUGAGAAAUAUUGCAUAUUUGCGAAUUUCUCCGUCACGGGCGGCAAGUGGAUUGUCUCGGGCUCGGAAGACAACAUGGUUUACAUCUGGAACCUGCAGACGAAGGAGAUCGUACAGAAACUGCAGGGUCACACAGAUGUAGUGAUCUCCACCGCCUGCCAUCCAACAGAGAACAUCAUCGCAUCAGCAGCACUAGAGAACGACAAGACCAUCAAGCUGUGGAAGAGCGACUGCUAAGCUAGAACACACGCAGGCUUUAUUUUUUGUUAUUGUUGCUUUUUUUUAAUUUUGUAUUUUUCAUUUUUUGGGGGAAGAAGGACAUUUAUUACGAGGAACACGAGGCCAGGCCGUUCAUUCCAAUGAUCGGUUGGUCUUUGCGGGAAGCGCGGUGUACGCCGUGUCCAGAGCAGCCAGCGCAGAGACUUGCGUUUUAAAACAAAAACAAACCACACCACUUCUUUAACCAUCUCUGCACUCAAACAAACAAACAAACAAUCUCUCCAUUCUUUCUUUCUUUGUGUAUAUCUCUGCUUUACCUAAACAUGAGCUGUUCCCUUCUUUGAUCAGUUUAAACCUUCAGCGCUGAUAACGUGUAUAUUUUGGUCUUGUAGAUCUAGGCAGCUUCGAGUCCUCUUCUAGCUAACAGGCUUUCUAACAACUUCUGCUUUGUAGAAAGUGUUGAUUUUGUACAUUAACUCGAGCCAAAAGUGUACCAUUCAGUUGAAAAUUCACCAUUUCUCAGACAUGAAAUGUUCUGGUCUGGUUGUUGUCUGUGUGCCUGAUUAAGGUGAAAUUGAUUAAACUGAUUACACCACAGUGCAAGAUGGGAUAAAGAGGAA